AUGUCAACCACCGUAGAUCAAGUGCGUGGCUUUUUGUCUGAAAGUGGCUUGAAUAAAGACAAAGACAUGUCUUUUCAAUCGGCUCUUGAUCUACUCGAGAUCUUACUUGCUCACAAGUGCUGCUCUCGUUGUUGUCUUCGGUACCUUGGUUGCCCAAGUUUUGGGCUUUAUGUGGUUGAUGAAAAGGAAACACACGCAUCUUUCUGUCAAAUUUUACAAGCAGAACGUCAAAAGACAUUUGAAUUUGAGGACGAAAGAAUCUGUACAGCCUGUGUAGGAUCAAUUCAGUUUGCAGAAUCAUUCGCAGAUCAAGUGAUUGAGAGAAUCAAACAAGAAAACUACCAAGUCGAUAGCAGUGCUUUGUUCUGUACAUUACCUAUCAGUAUUUUGCACCGUGAUCAUUUUCUUAAGUUACAUGCAGUAAACACUCUUCUUGCAGAACCUAAGGAAUAUACUGAAGCGUUUAUUCGUCAUUGGCAAGAAGCAUUUGUUCGGGAUCCCAAAGACUUCUUUAGAUAUAUUCUUGCUUCACAAUUGAAGGAAAAGAUCAAUUUUGUGUUAGACGCUGAUUCACCUUUGCGUAUGACAGUUGUGAUUGGACAUCCAUCUUCUUCUAAAGAACAUUUAUUCUUGACCCAAUUAAAGCAGCCUUUGCUAAAUGUUCGAACCAUUCGACACAAGAAAAUGAGAAUGACUGUAGGUGAUUCAAGACCUAAUAUUACAGAGGCACUUAAGAAACUAGACAAUAUAGAAGCCAAAGAACUCACAGCCAUUCCUCCUGUCUUUGUGACUGAAAGAGCCACAUUUGAAUCAGCAACAUUCUUGAACAACUCGUGUUAUGUAGGUGGUCGUUACCUAAAGUUUUCCCGAGAAUACAGUCAAACCACAUGGAUUGUACGAGGACAAAAACUGACCGAGAACUCAGUCUCUGAAGUCUUUUCUGACAUUAUCAAGAAAUACCAUCGUGCUGAUGAUACCAAGUUUUGUACAGCUGGUAGAGAAGAUGCUAAUGUGCGUAUGUUGGGAACAGGCCGGCCCUUUUAUUUUGAAAUCGUGAAUCCUAGAGUACCUCAAUUAGCUGAUGAAGACUAUAAGAAAAUGCAAGAUGAAAUCAACAGCCAACCACAACACAAGGAUCAUGUUCAAGUACGACAUUUAAGCCCUGUUAAACAAGAACAUCUUCGUAUUAUCAAAGAAGGUGAAGAAACCAAGACAAAGCAAUAUAGAGCACUUGUCUGGCUUUCUGAACCAUUGACAGAUGAAUUAGUCGAACGUAUCAAUCAGAGUGGGUCUUGUCCUUUUACUAUUCAACAAAAGACACCUGUACGUGUAUUUCAACGUCGUUCAGCUGCUGUUCGACCUAAAGUGAUUCACACGUCUACUAUUUCAAGGCUUCAUCCCGAUGUAGACAUGAGCAGCCCUCAAGCUCGAUUUGGUGUAUUGAAAUUACAUACACAAGCAGGCACUUAUAUCAAGGAAUAUGUCCACGGUGAUCUUGGUAGAACACAACCCAAUUUAGCAUCUGUAGGACAAAUUCACUCUGCUGAUUUGUUAGAAUUAGAUGUGAUGGAUGUAGAUUUAGUAUGGCCACCUGUAUUUGAACAAGAGCCCACUUCAGGUAGAGUGACUCCUAGUGAAGUGUCAAAUGAGAACAAUAAACGAGUAUUAGUGUAA
This is a messenger RNA of Gilbertella persicaria, 1674 nucleotides long. RefSeq lists its product as uncharacterized. The record is from RefSeq and is a predicted model, not a curated record. NCBI's taxonomy places the organism in Eukaryota, Fungi, Mucoromycota, Mucoromycetes, Mucorales, Choanephoraceae. The transcript has 4 exons. Gene Ontology annotation, biological process: tRNA pseudouridine synthesis. The coding region runs from base 1 to 1674 and encodes 557 amino acids. Gene Ontology annotation, molecular function: RNA binding; pseudouridine synthase activity.